UCUGGCGAUCCACUCUGUAUAGGGCAGAUUAUGUCAGGGUCUACCUUUGCUUCGGGCACUGCUUAAAGGUAUGUCCUGUGGUUUGGAAUUUGGAUUUAACUGCCUGUGAUCGCGCAUAUACAUAUGGUUAUGAGGAGCCCCACUUUGGUUCCUCCACAAAGAGGAGGAGGAAGACAAGGACGCAGAGGGGGAGGAGGAGGGGGAGGAAGCAAAAGAAGUAGAAGACGAGGACGGGACAAGGAAGGGCAGGAGGAGGAAGUGGAGGAGGAAGUGGAGGAGGAAGAGGAGGAGGAGGAGGAGGAAGAGGAGGAGGAGGAGGAAGAAGAAGAAAAAGAAGAAGAACAGGAGGAAGAUAUGGACGAGGAAGAGGACAAAGAGGAGGAGGAGGAGAAAGAAGAAGACGAGAAGGAGGAGGAGGAUGUGGAGGAGGAAGAGGAGAAAAAAGUGGAGGAGGACGAAAACAAGAAGGAAGAAGAGGAGGAGGAGAAAGGGGAGGAGGAGGACGAGGACGAGGAGGAACAAGAGGAGGAUCUGGAGGAGGAGGUCGAGGAGGAGGAAUACGUGGAGGAGGAGGAGGAAACGGAGGAAGAGGGGGUUGCACGGCGAUAGAGGAGAAAGAGGAGAAGCAGAAGAAAGAGCAAGAAAAGGACAAAGAGGAGGAUGGCGAAGACGAGGAGGAAGAAGAGGAGGAGGAGGAGGAGGACGACGACGACGACGAGGAGGAAGAGGAAGAGGAGAAGGUCGGGGAGGAGGAAUAGAUGGAGUAGGAGGAGGAGGAGGGGGAGAAGAGGAGGUCGUACAGCGAUGAGGACGAGGAGGAGAAGGAAGAGGAGGAAGAAGAGGAGGAGGAGGAGAACAGCAUCAAAGCUAACCUUGGUGUC
Molecule: messenger RNA, 881 nt
Organism: Chara braunii
Lineage: Eukaryota; Viridiplantae; Streptophyta; Charophyceae; Charales; Characeae
Source: the annotation of a GenBank genome assembly